AUGGACGAAUCGUUUGAACCACCAAAGCUGUUCCCAGUUAGUGCCAGUCAAUCUAUACAGCCCUUCAAGCAGAAGAUAGACAAGGGGAAAGGAGUCGAUCGUGGCGAUAGAAGUUUUGGUUUUGCCCAGGGCUCAUAUUCCCGUGCAUCUACACCAUCGAUCAUGAUCGACGAGAUGGACGAUGAUGAUGAGCCCUUGACAUCACAAGCACCCCCAGCGUUGAAAGGUGAUGCAGAUGCGGCAGACUCUAUCUGCAUGUCUGAGGAUUCGGACGACUUCUAUCAUUCAGUAAGAUCAGGUGAUGCAGAAGACUUAAUGGACGUAGAAGAUUCCUCUCCGCAUAAUGAUGCUCGUGACCUUGCCCAGUCAAUUAAUGGGAUGUAUCGGGUGCUGGAUUUGAUUAAUGAAGAAGGCAGUGGUGGGCUAGUGGACAAAGUUAUCAUAGCGCAAGAUUCACUCCGCGCAUUCAUCAAUAGUGUUUGCCCAGGCACAUAUGUGUCCAUGACGAAAGUAAACUUCAGCGCUUUAGACCGCUUCAUCGUGAAGCCUGUUGGCGUGUACGGAAGUAAGAGUGAAAUUGUACGACUGUUGUCGUCUCUGGGUGUCGUCGAUGAAGAAAUCGCAAAACAACUCAUCACGAACCAAAGUGACUCCAACGUUUCAAUGCCGAGUCUUCGUUCUGGGCUGUACAUAGUCCGUGCAGUUUGCGAGGCUACACCUGACCAACAGCUUUUCCUCAUCUACUGGCCGGAGGAUUCGACAUGGGAUGACUCAGCUCCUUCGUCUGUGAGACGCAACCGCGUGGCCUUCAUGAGAUACCUCAUGAAAAUGUGUGAUCAAGUCACAGCACUCAUUUCCCCAGAGCAUGCUCGAUCUAUCGUAUGGAAUUCCCAGGAAGGCGAAGACACCGUCAUGGAUCUGGACGAAGAUCACGAUGAGUCCAGUAGGCUGUUCACUUUUGAAGUCGCGAAAACAAAUGAGCAGGAAGAGGCGGUAAAGCCGCGCCCGGGAUUCAAGGCUAUGUCCAAGCAUAUAGCCAUGCCCCAGCCUCACCCAGAGGCACCGGUGGACGUCAAAGUGCUUAAGCCUGAGUUGUUGCAUGGUGAAACGACUCAAGGGUUCAUGACCGUCACAUUUCAACCGGGCAGGCUCAAUGCCGAAUCCAUGAAAAAUCAAUCGUUAACUAGCAUCCAGUUAAGCAAUUACCUAAAGAAUGAUGCCUUACUGAUCAGCAAGGACCUUGAUCCAGAGGCCCUGAGCAUUCUGCUAUACAGUGGCAUCCAGGAUCGUUUCCGACAACAGUGUGAACAGUUUUGGAAGCAAUCCGCGACUAUCUUAUCGAAUACUAGGUCCAACAAGGAGUCAGAGACAAUGAGGGCCUUAGUCGAUGCUAUCAUCGAGAAAUUUCCUAUCUUCACUCACGAAUCUUUCCCAUGUCCUACAGAGCGCGAGCAGGGCGGCACGUCGACUCUAGAUUCAGGUGUGGCUGAUGUUCCAAUUGGUACCGACUCUUCUACCUCCGCUGUCAAUCCCUCUCCGGAUCCCACCGGACAGGAACAGGAACGUCAUUCAGUGCGAAAUGACCUUAACACUCUCAUUGCCUUAUAUCCGGACAUAGGUGAAGAGCUUCGUCGCAAGGAGCAUUCGGGUAAAAUCAACACACGAAAUUUCAAGGACUGCAAAGAACGGAUCUGCAUUGCCCGGAAUGUCCUUGGUAACUCUGCUGACAUGCCGGAGGAAUCCCGUGAAAGUUUCAUCAAUAUCAUUCUCCGCGAGGACAUGUCACACGUUAAGGAAACCUUGAAAUCGAUCAGCAAAGGAAACGUUCCGCAUGAGAAGCCCAGAGGAAUAGUAUCUACUGUCUGGAGUAAAUUCACUUCGAUCAUCUCACCUGACCUGGAUUUGCAUAUCUUCGGUAAGACGUUAAAGGAGGCAGACGCCGAUUCUAUCAGCGACGCUCAGUUCCUCACGGAGUUGGAUAAUACCGAAAUACCCCCUAUCUUGGGAAAAAUCGUAGAAGACACUAGGGCAGCGGCUCUGGAUCACUUUAGAUCAAACUUGACGAAGCAGACCCGAUUUUUAGUGCAUUUUGCGCUGCGCAUACAAACCGAACAAUGCUCACUUCAGGUUCAGAGAGAAGCUGCCAGCCAUGAAGAGGAGCAACUUACUGAGUUGCGGAGGACGUUCAUCCAUGAAAUCAACAAUCUUUCGCAAACAGGGUAUCAUGCGUACACCUUCGUUAUCGAUUACGCGGAGAAGACACGAAAAUAUUACUCAUCGGAUAUAUUCAUCUCUGGCCAAAGGGAAUAUUUCCAGGAUCCUGUCUGUGAAUUCUCCGUCCAUCUCAUGCAGCUGAUGGAACAUGAUCAACACUCAUUAAAAAUGGACCCUACCAUGAUUCCCUCGCCGAAGUUCAUUGGUAGGCACGUGUACUCUUUCAGAUUACCUCUCGGAGAUUCAGUCGCGAGAGCGCAACUUCUUUCAGGUGAUAAGAUCUUACUCGCAACGACUGAUCGGUAUGGGAACCUAAUGGUGUUCCUGGAAAGCCUCCACGCGAUCGAAGGCGCCUUGGCUCAGAGCCGCGGAAAAAAGCUGAAUCGCGAUAAAAUCGGCGAAUUUAUUCUCGCAUUUGACGAGUCGAAACGAUUGCUCAGUGUUGUCGCUAGAGAGAAGCUUUUGUUGCACAUCUUUGUUCAUGACAACACCCGUGGUUUCCAGGCUUCUGGCAGCGCGAUUAACUUGACUCAGUGGUAUGGCGAAGGAGUCUCAAUCAUUCAUGCGUGCUUCAUCUGUGGUAGCGAAGAGCUACUGCUCGUCGAUUCAUUGGCACAAGCCAGAAUAUACUCCUUGACAACGAUGCAAUUUAGACCCGCAACACUCAAUCUCAUUCAGAUACCUAAGGCAGUCUACUCCACUCCAGAUGGUUCUUGUUUGAUCGCCGCUCACGUGUGUGGCUCUGAAUUGACCUUGACUGCCUAUCACUGGAGUACCUUUGGCUCGACAGAUGGCGUCCCGCUCGAAAUUCCAGAUCUUCCCUUGGAUCAACCGUUGCUAUUGACUUCUUUAAUAAAAAGGAGCAUCGUUCAUCUGAUUACGCUUGACAUCGACUCAAAUUCUUGUCGAUCAUUCGCUCUCGACAUCACUCGCAGGGUGACGGAGUUUACCUUUAAAGAGAAGGGCGGACGAGGAGGAGUUUCUCAGUCCGAGAACGCCACUGCACACAACUGUCUCAUUGAUUGUCACGCUGACGUGUGGACUCGUUUCCCUGUUCUCCCUGCCGUUCAGCGGGAGACCAUUACAUCGUCCAGUAACAGAUGUCCGCGAACAUUGGUGUUCAUUACAAAUCGGGACCAUCAUAUGUUCUCACCGCACUUCCACGACCUUAUCUACAACUUUGAAAGGACGUCAAAGAAGCCAACGGGAACUAUCCUAAAAUCAAUGACCAUCUCUGCCACUACAUAUUCCGGUCUGUCCAAUAGUCUCCUUGGAGCUGCAGAAUGGAGCGUGUCGAAGUUCAGAGCCGGGGAAUGGUUGGUGGACAUCCUCUGCCUCAUUCCAAUUCACAUCGCAGUGACGAGGGAGAAUCGUUUCAUUCCACUCAAGGAUGGUGUAUAUUCAACCGAACUUGAGAAGUCCCUCCUCGGCGCAGAUGUUAACUGCAUUGUCAAUCACCUGUCUUUUGGUUGGUAUGAAUCUUUGUUCCAGUCAUACAUGGCGAAAAAGCCGGUCAAAGUUGUGUCGUCCAUGGGCGAACAAUCGGUGGGGAAGAGCUUUGCCUUGAACCAUCUUGUGGAUACGUCAUUCGCGGGAUCGGCCAUGCGUACGACAGAAGGGGUCUGGAUGUCAGUAACGCCGACUAAAGACGCUCUUAUUGUUGCUUUGGAUUUUGAAGGUGUUCAUAGUAUUGAGCGUUCUGCUCAAGAAGAUACAUUGCUCGUGCUAUUCAAUACUGCGAUCUCUAACUUGGUGCUAUUCCGGAACAACUUCGCCUUGAGCCGAGACAUCACAGGCUUAUUCCAGUCGUUCCAAUCAAGCUCGACAGUCCUCGACCCAGCAUCCAACCCGAGUCUAUUUCAAUCAACGUUGGUGAUCAUAAUUAAAGAUGUCGUGGAUUCGGACAAAGCAGAAAUUACUCGAGAGUUCGCCCUCAAGUUUCAGCAGAUAGUUCAAGAUGAACAAGAGGCCAACUUCAUUUCUCGUCUCCACGCUGGGCAGUUGAAUAUCAUCCCUUGGCCGGUAAUUGAGUCGCAGGAAUUCUAUAAGCUGUUCCCAACUCUCAAACGUCGACUGGACAAACAAAAAUUGACGCAUCAUACAGCAGGAGAAUUCCUUCAUGUUAUGAAGACCUUGAUGGCGAAACUGAAGGCAAAUGAUUGGGGUGCUCUGUCACAAUCGAUGGCCUCGCAUCGAGCACAACUUCUAUUAGCCAUGUUGCCGAAUGCGUUGGCAUUUGGACUGCAAGAAGUUAAUCCCGACCCGGAACCUCUCAAGGGGGGGGUGCAAUCUCCUUCUCGCGAGACCGCUCUCCAAGUUUUGUCUCAUGCAUGGGAAGACUAUGGUUCUCGCCAUCACGUGCCGGAGGAUCUUUGGAUCGAGAAUUUGAUUGCUCACAUCGACAGUCUGGUCAAUUUGCGCGUCGCCCAUGUCCGCGAGUGGAUAUCGUCAAACGUCGCUCGCUUCCAAAACGGGCAGGCAAGCAUCGACGAGCUGAUGAGAACGUUUGAAAGCGCGACAGUAGACCUGAAGAGCAACUUGCAGUUGUGCAAGAUGAAGUGUGGAAGUUGCGAGCUGCUCUGCAUUCAGAGCAGAUUGCAUGACGGACAACAUGACUGUCAGACGUCUCAUGAAUGUAUACAUUCUUGCGAUUUUUGUGCGUCAUCGGGAGAGGCAAAGGCUUGCACCAUGUCAGCGGGGCAUCCGGGCAACCAUAUAUGUGUUGUAAAUACGCAUCUUUGUGGUCAAGCCUGCAAAUUUUCCGGGAGACAGGGAUGUUUGGAUGAGUGUACAAAGGUGAUCGGUCAUGCAGAAGACGACCAUCUGUGUGCUGCUAUUGUGCAUGCCUGCGGUCAGCCCUGCGAUCUGUCGAAGCUCAGGUUGGAUGACGGAGCCACUCUCCCUUGUCGCGACCAUCUUCACGGUUUGGAAGACGGCGCUAUCCAUCUUUGCGGGGAGGAGCAUUCGUGUUCCGUGCAAUGCACUGCCGAGGGCAUCUGCGAGAUUGAGACUGCGCCACAAUCGAUCGAAGCGACGUUCACCGGAAGGCACGAGACGUUUCAGUACACGAAGUACUCACAAGUGGCUAAACGACUGAGAUGUGCCAAGUCGAUACCACCAGGCCAGGUAGCCCAUACAGGUCGGCACAACCAUAGUUUGGACCAAAGAGUGGUGCAUUUCUGCAGAGCGAAGUUGAAACUUUCUUCCAUUUUUGCGGUCUUUCCUCAUUCUUCUCGUCUUUUCAGGUGUGAUCACUGUGGCUACUAUUGUACAUUGCCACUCGGUCAUCCGCAGCAAGAGCAUGAAACGAGACACGGAUCCAUGUCCUCGUCACGAUGGGCAGUCGAUGGCCCAGAUGAUGCGGGUCUCGAGGUCGAAGGCCGUCGCUUCUCGUCAAAUGAUGAGGGUGCACCGAUGAUGUGCAACCUCGUCUGUCAGGCGGGAAUAACGAGGUUCACUAUCUCUAAGAGAAUACUGCCUAACCCGGAACGUGCCAAGGACUACAUGAGCACAAUCUCUUCUGGCGGCGGGCCGGUGAGUAAUUUUAUGAUUAUCAUCCUGGGCUGUGAUACAUGGUCCGCAGGCUUCAAAGACCCCUAUUCUCGGGAGGAGCAAGCAAAUUUCGCCAAGUGUGACUCAAUGUGUAGCGGCCCGAGCACACUGCUGCAGCCGGAAAUGCUGCUCAGCCAUCCUAUUGCUCCUUACCUUGUUUCACCCACGGAUGGAUCCUAA
Molecule: messenger RNA, 5946 nt
Organism: Suillus discolor
Lineage: Eukaryota; Fungi; Basidiomycota; Agaricomycetes; Boletales; Suillaceae
Exons: 39
Coding region: 1-5946 (1981 amino acids)
Molecular function (GO): GTP binding; GTPase activity
Source: RefSeq, a predicted model, not a curated record